This is a messenger RNA of Pistacia vera, 1783 nucleotides long. Its product is annotated as elongation factor 1-alpha-like. Gene Ontology annotation, biological process: translational elongation; translation. Gene Ontology annotation, molecular function: GTPase activity; GTP binding; translation elongation factor activity. The transcript has 3 exons. The record is from RefSeq and is a predicted model, not a curated record. NCBI's taxonomy places the organism in Eukaryota, Viridiplantae, Streptophyta, Magnoliopsida, Sapindales, Anacardiaceae. The coding region runs from base 147 to 1490 and encodes 447 amino acids.
CGGACACUGGCCAAUCUCUUUAUAAAACCACAACCUUCCCUCAUUUCGAACACACUCUCUUUCUGCUUCUUCAAGGUCAGGGCGGCGAGAGAGAUCCAUUACAAUUUCGUUUAUCUUUCUGAAAGUUUUUGUUAUCAAUCUUUAAUAUGGGUAAGGAGAAGGUUCACAUCAACAUUGUGGUCAUUGGCCAUGUCGACUCCGGAAAGUCAACCACCACCGGUCACUUGAUCUACAAGCUUGGAGGUAUUGACAAGCGUGUGAUUGAGAGGUUUGAGAAGGAGGCUGCUGAAAUGAACAAGAGGUCAUUCAAGUAUGCCUGGGUGCUUGACAAACUCAAGGCCGAGCGUGAGCGUGGUAUCACCAUUGAUAUUGCCUUGUGGAAGUUUGAGACGACCAGGUACUACUGCACUGUCAUUGAUGCUCCCGGACAUCGUGACUUUAUCAAGAACAUGAUCACUGGUACCUCACAGGCUGACUGCGCUGUUCUUAUCAUCGACUCCACCACUGGUGGUUUUGAAGCUGGUAUUUCCAAGGACGGACAGACUCGUGAGCAUGCCUUGCUUGCUUUUACCCUUGGUGUCAAGCAGAUGAUUUGCUGUUGUAACAAGAUGGAUGCCACUACCCCCAAGUACUCCAAGGCCAGGUACGAUGAAAUCGUGAAGGAAGUCUCUUCCUACCUGAAGAAGGUCGGGUACAACCCUGACAAGAUCCCCUUUGUCCCCAUCUCUGGUUUUGAGGGUGACAACAUGAUUGAGAGGUCUACCAACCUCGACUGGUACAAGGGUCCAACCCUCCUUGAGGCUCUUGAUCAAAUCAAUGAGCCCAAGAGGCCCUCAGACAAGCCCCUGCGUCUUCCACUUCAGGAUGUGUACAAGAUUGGUGGUAUUGGAACUGUACCAGUGGGUCGUGUGGAAACCGGUGUCCUCAAGCCUGGUAUGGUUGUUACAUUUGGCCCCACUGGACUGACCACUGAAGUUAAGUCCGUUGAGAUGCACCAUGAAGCUCUCCAGGAGGCUCUUCCUGGUGACAAUGUGGGUUUCAACGUUAAGAAUGUUGCUGUCAAGGAUCUCAAGCGUGGUUUUGUUGCUUCUAACUCCAAGGAUGAUCCUGCCAAGGGGGCUGCUAACUUCACCUCUCAGGUCAUCAUCAUGAACCACCCUGGCCAGAUUGGUAAUGGAUAUGCCCCAGUGCUCGACUGCCACACCUCCCACAUUGCUGUUAAGUUCUCUGAGAUCUUGACCAAGAUUGACAGACGAUCUGGCAAGGAGCUUGAGAAGGAGCCCAAGUUCUUGAAGAAUGGUGAUGCUGGGUUCGUUAAGAUGGUUCCAACCAAGCCCAUGGUUGUCGAGACAUUCUCUGAGUACCCUCCCCUUGGUCGUUUUGCUGUUAGGGACAUGCGUCAGACAGUGGCUGUUGGUGUCAUCAAGAGUGUCGACAAGAAGGACCCAUCAGGUGCCAAGGUCACCAAAUCUGCAGCUAAGAAGAAGUGAGGUGUUUUGGAGGUCUAUGGUAGCUAGGCGUAUUUUCUGUUCUGUUUAAUGUUGUUUUUGUGGACAGUUUUUAUAUCCAUAUCCAUUACAGUACCGCUAAAGUUGAGCAGUUGGAUAUCAUCUGGUGCUCAACUGGUUGUGAUGGAAGUCGGGAUUUGCUUUUCUUGAUUUGGUUUUAUAGGCUUUAAAAUGAGUUCUUGUGUUACUGAACCAAAUCCCAAAAUGUUAAAACAUCAUGGUUUCAAUUUGAUAGCUAAUGCUGCAUUGCUAAAUUGAGUUAUUUAGUUUUGUUA